AUGUCUAUGAAUGAUGGUUUCUUUGAGGUUCGUUUUCCCUCUGAGGAGGAUUUACUUCAAGUGUUAUCUCGGUUUCAUACCUUCCAAGGACGUGCGAUUAUUGUGAAGAAAUGGCAUAAGAGCAUCCAACUAGAAAGGGAUAUAUUGGCUAUGGUACCAAUAUGGAUGAAGGUUUGUGACCUGCCCGUCCAUACACGUAGUGGGACAUCUAUAUCAAAGAUUGUAUCUAAUAUAGCUAAACCAUUGUAUAUGGAUGAUGUGAUUGAAAGUCGUGAUAAAGGUUUGUACGUUCAUGUUUUGGCUGAGAUGGAGGUGGAUGGUGUUUUUCUAGAAAUCAUACAAACCAGAUUACAUGGGCUGCAGUGUAAAGUAAAGGUUGAAUAUGAAUGGAAGCCUCAAGUAUGUACGUUUUGUAAGAAAAUGGAUCACCUCGACGCUAUGUGUCCUAUGAAUAAAUCUAAACCUCUCAAACCAAAGGAGAAGUGGGUGGUAAAGCCAAAGAUCAAAGACCAGGAAAUAGGGGAUUUGGUUAGUAUUCAAGAUGAAGUUGUGCCAAAGGAUGGGAAUGAAGACUUGGAGGGUUUUACAGUUCAGAAAAAAUUUAAAGGAAAGUUGAAGGUGCUUGAUGAAAUUCCUAUUAGAGAGGAGGUUGUAAAGACUGGGGUUAUAGUUAUUGAUGAAAAGAAGAAUGAUGAAGAGGACUCUAAUUCUUCUCCUAUUCAAUUGGAGUUAUUGGAAAAUGUAGUUUAUUCUCAGGAAAUUGUCAAGGAGACCCAAGAGGAAACAAGUGGCCGUAUAUGGUGUGGUUGGGAUUCUUUGAAGAUUGGGGUGGAUGUUAUUGUAUCUAAGGAUCAACUGAUUAAUCUGAAAGUGAAUGUUAGAGGUACUGCUAUCACUUUUUUUGUCACUAUUGUUUAUGCUAAAAACACUGCUAUGGAAAGAGGUCAGUUAUGGAGGGAUUUAGAAGAUGUUAAUCAAGUGAUUGAUGGUCCAUGGUUGUUAUUGGGUGAUUGGAAUAUUGUUAGGUUUAAUAGUGAGAAAAAGGGUGGAAGAAUUCACUCUCCAAGGGUUUUUGCAGAUUUUAAUAAUACAAUUGAUAAGUUGUGUUUAUCUGAUAUGCAUGUGGCCAAUGGUGUUUACACUUGGUGUAAUAAAAGGUUUUGUAGUAGGAGAAUAAAUGCUAAUUUAGAUAGAGGUUUGAUGAAUGAGGAGUGGGCUUUGGUUUAUCCAGAUUCCUUUGUGUUUCUGACUCCUCCAUUAACUUCAGAUCAUUGGGGUUUAUUUUUCAAUUUGCCUGUUGAGAUUGCUUCUAGUCCUAGACCUUUUAGAUUCUUAUUGGGUGCUCAGUUCAAGGGGGAUUCAAUUUCAAAAUUGUUAUACAAAUUGAAACUUUGUAAGAAGGAUGUGAGACAGUGGAAUAUUGACAAAUUUGGUUCAAUCUAUGAAGAAGUUAUUUCCUGUAGAAACAAAUUAGAAAAGUUACAAGUUUUAUUGGCUGCUGAUCUUACAAAUGAUGAGCUGAUCAGGAAGGAGGAUGAGUGUAGGUCUAAUCUGGAGGCUGCAGUUUCAAAUGAAUCUAUUCUUUUAGCUCAAAAAUCAAGGGAGGAAGAGGUGUUUAUGUUAGAGGCUGAAGUUAUAAAGGAGGAGGUGAAAGAUACAAUCUUUGCGAUGGGAUUUGAUAUAGCUCCUGGUCCAGAUGGAUUUUCAGCUAGAUUCUUUCAACAAUAUUGGUCAAUUGUUGGGGAGGAUUUUACUGCAGCAAUAUUCAUGGUGGCUAAAAUUUUAGCUAAUCGUCUAGCUAUGGUUUUAGGGAGAUUAGUAGGUAAUGAACAAUCAACCUUCAUACAUGACAGAAGAAUUCAAGAUAACAUCAUCAUUGCUAAUGAGCUCAUGAAGGGGUUUGGGGCUAAGAGGACUAGUCUAACACUGGCUUGGAAAAUUGAUCUGAGAAAGGCUUAUGAUUCAAUGCAGUGGACCUUUUUGCUGAAAUUAUUAAAGUUAGUUGGAUUUGGGGAUCAGUGGAUAAAGUGGAUUACAGAGUGUAUUUCUUCAGUGUGGUUCUCAAUUCUCAUCAAUGGUACUCCACAAGGUUUCUUUCAACCAGAGAGGGGUCUUAGGCAUGGGUGUCCUCUGUCUUCCCUUCUAUUCACAUUGGUUACUGAUUAUUUUUUUGGUAUGAUGGACUUGGAGGUUCAGAAAGGUAGGGUGGAACUUAAUAGAGCUGUUAUUAUCCCAAUGGUUCAGUACUGGACAUCAGUUUAUGCUCUUCCUAUUGCUGUUUCUAGUUGCAUUGAAAGGAGAAUGAGGAACUUUGUGUGGGGUCAUGUUGAAAAUACUAAAAAGAUGCAUGGCAUAAAAUGGAAGAAGAUUACUGCUCCCAAUGAGGAAGGGGGUUUAGGAUUGAGAAGAAUUGCAGAUAUUGAUACUGCUGAGAAGAUCACUGUCUGGAGGAGUAUUAUUGUUGUUAGAGAGAUUCUGAAGGUCAAUUGCAGAUACAUUAUUGGAACUGGGCAGAAUAUUAAAGUUUUUAUGGAUCCUUGGUGUGAAGGCAGUGCCAUGGUUUUGACUCGCAAAGAGUCUUCUCGUCAUGUCAGAGUGGAUAAGCAGGUUGAGGAGCAGCAUAUUGCAGGGUUGCAAAUUUCAGUACCGGCACCAGCACCGGUACCAGUUGCUAAUGAGGCAUUAGACUACUUUAUGAAUCUGCUUGCUUCAGAGGCAUGGUUUGAUCUCAUGGUACGCAAGCUCGAUAGCAUAGCAGUACCUACAGACUGA
Molecule: messenger RNA, 2772 nt
Organism: Cornus florida
Lineage: Eukaryota; Viridiplantae; Streptophyta; Magnoliopsida; Cornales; Cornaceae
Exons: 10
Coding region: 1-2772 (923 amino acids)
Source: RefSeq, a predicted model, not a curated record